AUGGCUGCCGCGUCACCGUUUGAAUCGCUGUCAGACGAUCUUCUUUCCAUUAUCUUCCGACUCGCAGGUAGAUCCGACGGCCAAUUCCAGCACGCACUAGUGUGCAAGAAAUGGCAUCGCAUUGCCCGUAGCGUGCACGAGCACAUCCAGAUUCGCGAAGAGCGUCGCAUACCUCCUCGCGAGCUCGCGCACCUCUCGUCAUUCCCAAGGCUCCGAAAGCUCGUCCUCGCCAACGGCAGCAUCACGUCCGUCCCUGACUCCCUCCUCUUGCGGAUAGCCGACACGUGUCCAGAUCUGACGGACCUCCUCGUCGAUACCAUGGAUCGACGGUACAGACGAGGGGGUUUCACUGUAAACGGACUUUCGUAUUUCCUUGAGAAAUGCACACGGCUGGAGGCGCUUCAUCUUGAUUGUCAGUCAAACCUGACCACCAUUCCUGCGUCAAUCGGCGGCCUUGCGUCACUCAAGAGCCUACACAUCACCGACAGGGGGAGAAUUACUCUCCUUCCAGACGCGUUCACCUCGUUACAGGCACUCGCGCAUCUCGUGAUUGAAAUGCACGGCCUGGAUGAACUGCCUCAGCACUUCGGCAAUCUGAGGCUGCUCAAGUCGCUCCGGCUGGAAAGAUGCACGCGUCUCCGCUCCAUUCCCGAUUCUUUCGGGCAGCUUACCAACUUGACGCAUCUUUCCAUCAACGGCUGUGAAUUAGGGCUUCAGCUGCCCGAAUCCAUCUCCAACCUUUCAUCCCUGCUGACCCUCGAAAUUUCCAACUGCGAACACCUUUCGCCGCUGCCCGAGAGUUUCGGUAACCUGCCGGCGCUUGAAACCCUACGUCUGGAGGCCGUAGAGGGGAUCACCAGCCUUCCCGCCAGUCUCGGGCAGCUGCAGCGGCUGCGGCUCCUUUCCGUGAUCUACUGCCGCGAUAUGGACUUUAUUCCUGCCUCCCUUUCCCGCCUGCCUCCUCUCACGGACCUUAUCCUCCUCAACCUUCACCUCCAGCAUAUGCCUGUCGACAUCGCUCUCCUCCCACGCCUACGCACUCUCAGGCUAGACGUUGGAAUUGCCGUGCACCUGCGUCCCUCUGAAUACCUCGCCACCACACUCAAGGUCCUCACGCUUCAAAGGGCUGGAACUUUGCAAUCUUUGCCCGAGGAAUUCGGGCAGCUGACUGCCCUGGAAACUCUGCACUUGGUUAAGCUUCAGCAGCUGAACAGCCUGCCAGCAUCGCUUGGCAACCUGACGAGCCUCAAGGAGCUGAAAAUAGACUCAUGCAGCCUGCUGGCACAGCUUCCUGACUCCCUCACUCUGCUAACUUCCCUCGAACUGCUGGAAAUCAGUCACUGUCGCAAGCUGACGGCGCUACCGCAGGGCAUGGGGGAUGGUCUGCAUAGCCUGCGUGGACUGAUUCUGCUCGCAUGCACUGCUCUCACCCACCUCCCUCCAUCCUUCUCCAAACUCUCUGCCCUCGAAACCCUGAACUUGUGUCAUGCACACAGCUUACGAGGCGCGCUACCAGGGGGGUUCUCCCACUGGACAAGCCUCAAGGACCUCUCUCUCUCCUCCCUGCCACACCUGCCCGCCCUGCCCGCCUCCCUCCCUGCCAUCGCUUGCGCUCUCACCAGCCUCGUGGUCGUCAGAUGCCCGCUAUUUGAGGCGCUGCCAGAGGAAAUCGGACGGCUGGGAUCGCUCGAAACACUCCAGCUGGUCGAUCUGCCCAAUCUGAAGUCGCUCCCUCGGUCGCUGUGGCAGCUGGAGCGGCUGAAGUCUCUGGAAUUGAGUUGCUGCAGCGCGCUGGAGUUGCUGUUUGGGGAUGCACACAUGGGCGAUGCACACACGGGAGCUGCCGGGCAAGAGCUUGGGGGGAGAAUCACCUGCCGUGAGUUACCCGGUCACACUGGUAGCAGCAGUGGCACUGGCAGCUGUGGGGGAUCUGAGGAGAGUGACAAGAGACUGUUGCUUCCCUCCCUUGGCCACCUCAAGAUUGAGAAGCUUCCCCUGCAGCAGCUCAGUCCAUCCCUGGGCUCCUUCCUGUCGCUAACCAAGCUGGAAAUCCUGCGACUGGAUCGCCUCCGCUCGCUGCCAGAUUCCAUCUCUCAUAUCACUCGCUUGCAGUUACUGGCGAUCAGCGUUGCCGAAAGCCUGCUAGCUCUGCCAGAGUCGAUAGGGCAGCUCUCAGCUCUCACAUCCCUCCAGCUUAACUGUCUCCUGAGCUUGACUGCUCUGCCCGAAUCAUUCGGGCAGCUGAAGAAGCUUCGGUCUUUGGAGAUUCACAACAGCCCGGGCCUAACCAGGCUUCCCGAGUCCUUCCCUGAUCUCUGCAGGCUGGAGUCGUGCUCUUUGUCCGAUGUCGGGAUUUCGUGCCUUCCAGAUGACUUCUGGAAGCUCUCUGCUUUGAAGAAACUAACUCUACAGUCGCUGCCCGAACUCUGCAGCCUGCCCGAAACUUUUUCGCUGCUGCCCGGACUGGAGGAAUUGAGCCUGUUCCGGUGCAAGCUGCUGGCGCGGUUGCCCUCGGGCCUGCAGCAUAUGGGGAAGCUGCUGGCAUGCGUUGUCAGUGGCUGCCCGCUGCUGUCGGAAGGGAGGGUGGUGAUUAAGGGUAGAGCGAACCUGGAUGAGGGAGAGCGUGCAGUGGGUGGCUCAGAUGACGAAGAUGAGGAGGAGGAAGAGGAUGAGGAGGAAGAAGAGGAGGAGGAGCAGGAAGAGGAUGAGGAGGAGGAGGAGGAGGAGGAUAAGGAAGAGGAUGAGGAGGAGGAAGAGGAUGAGGGGGAGGAGGAGGAAGAGGAUGAGGAUGAGGAGGAAGUGGGGACAGCGGAGGAGGAUAAGGGGAGUGAACUCGAAGCUGGUGAAAGGGAGGGAGAAGAGGGGGAUGAAGGGGAGGGGGGAGAAGGGGAGGGGAGUGAAGGCUCUCUUUGUGCUUAUCCUGCCAAUGGCCUUGCUCUCCUUGCCUUUUCCGACGCCCCCCCCCGUUUGCCUCUCUGCCCGCCUGCCUAUCCUUCGCAGCGCUGCUCCGUGGUGCUGUGCUGUCGAGUGGUGCCCAUGCAGAAGGCUGCUGUGGUGGCACUUAAGCCAAUGAUUCAAACAGCAGCUUUAGGGGUGGGGAUUCGAGGCCUUGAGGGGAGACAAGCAGUGAUGGCGAGUGACUUUGCCAUCUCACAGUUCCGCUUCCUCGCUCGCCUGCUGCUGGUGCACGGGCACUGGAACUACACCGCAUGGCCUACAUGA
Molecule: messenger RNA, 3222 nt
Organism: Closterium sp. Naga37s-1
Lineage: Eukaryota; Viridiplantae; Streptophyta; Zygnematophyceae; Desmidiales; Closteriaceae
Source: the annotation of a GenBank genome assembly